Messenger RNA from Gorilla gorilla gorilla (western lowland gorilla), 7894 nucleotides. RefSeq names its product ring finger protein 17 (gene RNF17). NCBI's taxonomy places the organism in Eukaryota, Metazoa, Chordata, Mammalia, Primates, Hominidae. The transcript has 39 exons. The coding region runs from base 1859 to 6709 and encodes 1616 amino acids. The record is from RefSeq and is a predicted model, not a curated record.
CUCACGGUGCUGCUGUUCACUGGUGCCAAUAACAGAGCUCCCGCAGGCAGGCCUGGAUCAGUGGGGACUGGGGCCCUGAAGUGAGAUGGAGCAAGACAGAGCGGCCCUUGGGAGAGGGGCAUGGGGCGGCCCUGUGCUUUAGACUCGGCACCCUAUGGCUUGAGGAGGUGACACUGUGUCGACGUGCGUUUGAAGGGAGGACGGCUGAAGGUACAUGCAGUCUCCCGGACGUCACAAACUCCGCGGACGCGGGUCACACCCGCGCGCACGCGCAGCAGGGGUCUUAGCCACACAGGCGCACGGCGGGGCACGGCGGGGCACGGGCCCUGCUGCAAAUGGGCGCGCUCCCUUCUGGGCAAGCAGGUGCGAGGCGCGCGCCAUGGAACAGCCCUUAGCUGAGUUUCGGUUUGCGCGCAAACGGCCAGCCUGGCCGCCCAACGCAGCAUUUCCAGCCAGGGCGCACAAACCUCGGGAGAGAAGGUGGAAGCCGCAGAGGCUCUAAAGGCAGCCCCAGGCUGGCUAAAGCGGUUCCUGGUACGGACACCAAGGCCCCCGUGCUCGGGCCCUACCCAGCCUGGUUCAGGCCUGUCAUACUCGUCUUUCUCCUUCCUGGGAAAUUGCUGAUGGUUCAAGUAAAGACUCUGAAGCAGUCUCAGGGAUAUACUGCUUGGUAGUAAAAGUCAAGUCUUCAUCAUCUAGUUUACGGCAUGAAUCAACACACAGUUCUUUGAAAAUGCUGAAUGCAGAUUUGUCAGAACUCCCUGAAUCUUCUGCACUUGCUCCUCCUUCUUUCAAACUUGCAUUCUUUGAUGCUUCUGGAUUGCCAUUUUGAAGACCAUUUUCAAGUAUCUUUUUUUUUAUGUUGCAAAAUUUGUUGUUGAAUGCUAGUCAAAACACCACAAAUAAUCGUUUGCUGUCUGUCCAUACAUAUCUUGAAUAAAGACAGUAAUAUUUUGUUGAAGAAUGCCGACUAUACCUAACGAGCCAUAAUGUACAGCAGGCGUGAAGGCUGUUCCUCUCAGCCUAUCAACAGCAUGUGCAUUUGCUUGUUUCUUCACUAAAAAUUCCAGCAUUUGCUGUCUUUUGCAAACUGCAGCAAGUAAAAGUGGUGUGUUUCCAUCAUUGUUCAGCACUUCAAUAUCUGUAUCAUGGGAAAGUAGUUUUUCUACCAGGAAUGUACUCUCAUUAUAGGACAGCAUAGUGGAGAGCAGUGUUGCUGUAGACAUCCAUGUUCCAGCAGAACGAUGCCACAAAUCUCUUCCUGGCAAUGUACAGCCUCCUCAAAGGCAUCCCAUUUUGUUUAUCACCAAUGUCAAUGUGGCAUUUUCAGUUCACCAGGAGAGUCCCCACUUCCACAUGGCCAUUGGCACAGGCCAAACGUACAGCAGCCCUGUCCAUCCACAGCUGAAGGGAUAGAGAAACUGCCAUACAGAUACACACAGAAUAUGCUUCAGCCAUAAAGCUUUGGGAAAUCCUGUCAUCCGCAGCCACAUGGAGAAACCCAGAGGACAUUAGGUCCAAGAAAAUGAGCCUGGUGGAGCAAGUCCCACACUGCAUGAUCUCAGGCUUGUGGACUCCAAAAAGCUUUAUCUCCUGCCCAUCCACAGAUGAAGGGAUCAAGAAACUCUGAUAUAUAUACACAAAGGAAUGUUCUUUGGCCAUCAAGAUAAUUAAAGGAUGUCAUUUGGAGGAACAUAGAUGGCCCGCCGAGGCUGCAGCUGCCUCAUCCUGCACUGUGGAUGGAAGCCGCUGAUCUGACAUGAAGUGGAGCUCAGGUGCUGGCCUCCAAUGAUUGGUCGCUGCCGCGAGGGCCGCCGGGACUCGCACUCGGCGGUUGUUCCAGAAGGAAGAGACAGCGAUGGCGGCAGAGGCUUCGAAGACUGGGCCUUGCCGGUCUUCCUACCAGCGGAUGGGGAGGAAGAGUCAGCCCUGGGGUGCCGCUGAAAUCCAGUGCACCAGGUGUGGAAGGAGGGUAUCCAGAGCAUCCGGUCACCAUUGUGAACUUCAAUGUGGACAUGCUUUUUGUGAACUAUGCUUGUUAAUGACUGAAGAAUGCACCACAAUUAUAUGCCCUGAUUGUGAGGUUGCUACAGCUGUAAAUACUAGACAACGUUACUACCCAAUGGCUGGAUAUAUUAAAGAAGACUCCAUAAUGGAAAAACUGCAGCCUAAGACGAUAAAGAAUUGUUCUCAGGACUUUAAGAAGACUGCUGAUCAGCUAACUACUGGUUUAGAACGUUCAGCCUCCACAGACAAGACUGUUUUGAACUCAUCAGCUGUAAUGUUGGACAUUAAUACUGCAGAAGAAAUUGAAGAAGCGUUGAAUACAGCACACCAUAAUUUCGAACAAUUAAGCAUUGCUGGAAAAGCGCUUGAACACAUGCAGAAGCAAACGAUAGAGGAAAGAGAAAGAGUUAUAGAAGUUGUGGAGAAACAGUUUGACCAACUUUUGGCUUUUUUUGAUUCCAGGAAAAAGAACCUGUGUGAAGAAUUUGCAAGAACUACUGAUGAUUAUCUAUCAAAUUUAAUAAAGGCUAAAAGCUACAUUGAAGAGAAAAAAAAUAAUUUGAAUGCAGCUAUGAACAUAGCAAGAGCAUUACAAUUAUCACCUUCUCUAAGAACAUACUGUGACCUGAAUCAGAUUAUCCGGACUUUGCAGUUAACUUCAGAUAGUGAAUUAGCACAAGUUAGUUCUCCGCAACUAAGGAACCCUCCCAGGUUGAGUGUGAAUUGCAGUGAGAUCAUCUGUAUGUUCAACAAUAUGGGAAAGAUUGAAUUUGGGGACUCAACAAAAUGUUAUCCCCAAGAAAAUGAAAUUAGACAGAAUGUUCAAAAGAAAUAUAAUAACAAAAAGGAACUUUCUUGUUAUGAUACAUACCCACCACUAGAAAAGAAAAAGGUUGACACGUCUGUCCUAACCAGUGAAGCACCACCACCUCCUUUGCAACCUGAGACAAAUGAUGUACAUUUAGAAGCAAAAAACUUCCAGCCACAGAAAGACGUUGCAACAGCAUCCCCUAAAACCAUUGCUGUGUUACCUCAGAUGGGAUCUAGCCCUGAUGUGAUAAUUGAGGAAAUUAUUGAAGACAACGUGGAAAGGCUUGCACUACUUCCUGGGGCCGACGUGCGAUAUUCCCAGAGUUCACAAUGCUGUUCUGCAGAGCUAGUUUUUGUAAGCCAUGUAAUAGAUCCUUGCCAUUUCUACAUUCGGAAGUAUUCACAAAUAAAAGACGCCAAAGUACUGGAGAAGAAGGUGAAUGAAUUUUGCAAUAGGAGUUCACACCUUGAUCCUUCAGACAUUUUGGAACUAGGUGCAAGAAUAUUUGUCAACAGUAUUAAAAAUGGAAUGUGGUGUCGAGGAACUAUCACAGAAUUAAUUCCAAUAGAGGGUAAAAAUACCAGAAAACCUUGUAGUCCAACCAGAUUAUUUGUCCAUGAAGUUGCACUAAUACAAAUAUUCAUGGUAGAUUUUGGAAAUUCUGAAGUCCUGAUUGUCACAGGAGUUGUUGAUACCCAUGUGAGACCAGAACACUCUGCUAAGCAACAUAUUGCACUAAAUGAUUUAUGUCUGGUUCUGAGGAAAUCUGAACCAUAUACUGAAGGGCUGCUAAAAGACGUCCAGCCAUUAGCACAACCAUGCUCAUUGAAAGACAUUGUUCCACAGAAUUCAAAUGAAGGCUGGGAAGAGGAAGCUAAAGUGGAAUUUUUGAAAAUGGUUAAUAACAAGGCUGUUUCAAUGAAAGUUUUUAGAGAAGAAGAUGGUGUGCUUAUUGUAGAUCUGCAAAAACCACCACCGAAUAAAAUAAGCAGUGAUAUGCCUGUGUCUCUUAGAGAUGCGCUAGUUUUUAUGGAACUAGCAAAGUUUAAGUCACAAUCACUAAGAAGUCACUUUGAAAAAAAUACUACUUUACACUAUCAUCCACCUAUUUUGCCUAAAGAAAUGACAGAUGUUUCAGUAACGGUUUGUCAUAUAAAUAGUCCUGGAGAUUUCUAUCUUCAGUUGAUAGAGGGCGCGGAUAUUUUAUUUCUAUUAAAGACAAUCGAGGAAUUCUAUAAAAGUGAAGAUGGAGAAAAUCUGGAAAUCCUCUGUCCAGUUCAAGAUCAAGCCUGUGUAGCUAAAUUUGAAGAUGGAAUUUGGUACCGAGCAAAAGUUAUCGGAUUGCCAGGACAUCAGGAAGUUGAAGUUAAAUAUGUGGACUUUGGUAAUACUGCAAAAAUAACAAUCAAAGACGUGCGUAAAAUAAAGGAUGAGUUUCUGAAUGCCCCAGAGAAGGCAAUUAAAUGUAAGUUGGCCUAUAUUGAACCAUGUAAAAGGACAAUGCAGUGGUCCAAAGAAGCUAAAGAAAAAUUUGAAGAAAAGGCUCAAGAUAAAUUUAUGACAUGUUCAGUUAUCAAAAUUCUGGAAGAUAAUGUGCUCUUAGUUGAGCUUUUCAAUUCUCUUGGUGCUCCUGAAAUGACUACUACUAGUAUUAAUGACCAGCUAGUUAAAGAGGGCCUAGCAUCUUACGAAAUAGGAUACAUCCUCAAACAUAAUUCUCAAAAGCAUAUUGAAAUUUGGGAUCCUUCUCCAGAAGAAAUUAUUUCAAAUGAAGUACACAACUUAAAUCCUGUGUCUGCAAAAUCUCUACCUAAUGAGAAUUUUCAGUCACUUUAUAAUAAGGAAUUGCCUGUGCAUAUCUGUAAUGUAAUAUCUCCUGAGAAGAUUUAUGUUCAGUGGUUGUUAACUGAAAACUUACUUAAUAGUUUAGAAGAAAAGAUGAUAGCUGCUUAUGAAAACUCAAAAUGGGAACCUGUUAAAUGGGAAAAUGAUAUGCACUGUGCUGUUAAGAUCCAAGAUAAAAAUCAGUGGCGAAGAGGCCAGAUCAUCAGAAUGGUUACAGACACAUUGGUAGAGGUCUUGCUGUAUGAUGUGGGUGUUGAACUAGUAGUGAAUGUUGACUGUUUAAGAAAACUUCAAGAAAAUCUAAAGACAAUGGGAAGACUCUCUUUGGAAUGUUCUCUGGUUGACAUAAGACCAGCUGGUGGGAGUGACAAGUGGACAGCAACAGCUUGUGACUGUCUUUCAUUGUACCUGACUGGAGCUGUAGCAACUAUAAUCUUACAGGAAAACAACACAACAUGGCCAUUACCUGUGAAAAUUUUCUGCAGAGAUGAAAAAGGAGAGCGUGUUGAUGUUUCUAAAUAUUUGAUUAAAAAGGGUUUGGCUUUGAGAGAAAGGAGAAUUAAUAAAUUAGAUAACAGCCAUUCAUUAUCUGAGAAGUCUCUGGAAGUCCCCCUGGAACAGGAAGAUUCAGUAGUUACUAACUGUAUUAAAACUAACUUUGACCCUGACAAGAAAACUGCUGACAUAAUCAGUGAACAGAAAGUGUCUGAAUUUCAGGAGAAAAUUCUAGAACCAAGAAGCACUAGAGGGUAUAAGCCACCAGCUAUUCCUAACAUGAAAGUAUUUGAGGCAACAGUCAGCUGUGUUGGUGAUGAUGGAACUAUAUUUGUAGUACCUAAACUAUCAGAAUUUGAGCUAAUAAAAAUGACAAAUGAAAUUCAAAGUAAUUUAAAAUGCCUUGGUCUUUUGGAGCCUUAUUUCUGGAAAAAAGGAGAAGCAUGUGCAGUAAGAGGAUCCGAUACUCUGUGGUAUCGUGGCAAGGUGAUGGAGGUUGUAGGUGGCGCCGUCAGAGUACAAUAUUUAGAUCAUGGAUUCACUGAAAAGAUUCCGCAGUGCCAUCUUUACCCUAUUUUGCUGUAUCCUGAUAUACCCCAGUUUUGUAUUCCUUGUCAGCUCCAUAAUACCACACCUGUUGGGAAUGUCUGGCAACCAGAUGCAAUAGAAGUUCUUCAACAACUGCUUUCAAAGAGAGAGGUGGACAUUCACAUUAUGGAGUUACCUAAAAAUCCAUGGGAGAAAUUGUCUAUUCACCUCUAUUUUGAUGGAAUGUCACUUUCUUAUUUUAUGGCAUACUAUAAAUACUGUACUUCUGAACAUACUGAGGAGAUGUUGAAAGAAAAACCAAGAUCAGACCAUGAUAAAAAGUAUGAAGAGGAACAAUGGGAAAUAAGGUUUGAGGAAUUGCUUUCGGCUGAAACAGACACUCCUCUUUUACCACCGUAUUUGUCUUCAUCUCUGCCUUCCCCAGGAGAACUCUAUGCUGUUCAAGUUAAGCACGUUGUCUCACCUAAUGAAGUGUAUAUUUGCCUUGAUUCUAUAGAAACUUGUAACCAGUCUAACCAGCAUAGUGACACAGAUGAUAGUGGAGUCAGCGGGGAAUCAGAAUCCGAGAGCCUUGAUGAAGCACUGCAGAGGGUUAAUGAGAAGGUAGAGGCGCUUCCUCCUCUGACGGAUUUUAGAACAGAAAUGCCUUGCCUUGCAGAAUACGAUGAUGGCUUAUGGUAUAGAGCGAAGAUUGUUGCCAUUAAAGAAUUUAAUCCUUUGUCUAUCUUAGUACAAUUUGUUGAUUAUGGAUCAACUGCAAAGCUGACAUUAAACAGACUGUGCCAAAUUCCUUCUCAUCUUAUGCGGUAUCCAGCUCGAGCCAUAAAGGUUCUCCUGGCAGGGUUUAAACCUCCCUUAAGGGAUCUAGGGGAGACAAGAAUACCAUAUUGUCCCAAAUGGAGCAUGGAGGCACUGUGGGCUAUGAUAGACUGUCUUCAAGGAAAACAACUCUAUGCUGUGUCCAUGAUUAAAAACUCAAGAUGUGAAUGCAAAAGCGCAUAGAAGAAAAUGGUGUACUUGUGGCCUGAGGAUUGAGAAGAAUUAAAGUCACGAAAACCAAAAACUAUUUUAAAAGACUAGUAAAUUCAACAUUACAAGGAAAAACAUACAUUAAAAAAAACACAAACUGAAAAGCCAAACCCAGACUGGGAGAAAAUAUUAGCAGUGCUUGUAACUGACAAAGGAUUACUAUGCGGAAUAAUUAACUUUAUAAGGAGAAACACACACACACACAUCCAAAAUUUUAAAUGGACAAAGGAAAUGAACAGGUAGUUCACAAAAGGGGAACCUCAAAUGCUGACUAAAUGUAAGAAAACAUGCUUACAGGGCCUUACCAGCUCACGGAAUCAACCACCAUUUUACAUCAACUGGCCAAAAUGUUAAAAGUCUGGCCAGAUCAAGUGUUUGCAAGUAUGAAGAGCAUACUCUGCUGAGAGUAAAAAAAAAACUGGUACAACCAUGUUGCAGAGCAAAGGGAAAACCUCCAGCUGACAUGGCCUGGCAUCUUACUCUUCAUAUAUAUCCUAGAGAAGCCACAGAAUCAAGACACGCUCUGCAGCCCUAUUCAUUAUCAUGCAAACCUAAUUGCCCAUCACCAGGAAUGCUGAACUGUGGAAGUAUACAAUGCAAUCUACAUAGCUAUUAAAAUCAAUCGACUGGAGUUUUUAUGUGUUAAGAUGGGUAAGUCAUACAGUAUUGAGAGAAAAAAACAAAUUGCAGAAGGACACACAGAAUAUGAAACAAUACUACAGGGUGAGUGUCCCUUAUCAGAAAUGCUUGGGAACAGUAUUGCAGAUCUCCAUUUUUUUUUUUCAAGUUUUGGAAUAUCUGCAAGUACUUAUUGGUUGAGCAUCCUUAAUCCACAUUCAAAAUGCUCCAAUGAAUGUUUCCUUUGAGCAUCAUGCUUGCCCUCAAAAAGUUUCAGAUUUGGGAUGCUCGACCAGUAUAACAAUUUAUGAACGCAACAAGGUAAAAUAAUUUAAAACCGAAGCACGGACCAUUAUCAGGGUAGAAAUUAACUGGCGGAAUAAGAUGAUGCACAGGAGCUUCAAUUACAUUUAUUAAUUCAAAUUCAUUCAAAUGUUCAAAAACAUUUAUUAAGAAGUGUUUUAUUAAGUUGGGUAUAUAAAUGGUUUAUUCCUUACAUUCUGAAAUGUUUUAUAAAAAGAUCAUGCAGCCUCUUACCUU